This is a messenger RNA of Hemiscyllium ocellatum (epaulette shark), 3126 nucleotides long. It is a transcript of the gene plekha3, whose product is annotated as pleckstrin homology domain containing, family A (phosphoinositide binding specific) member 3. The coding region runs from base 268 to 1197 and encodes 309 amino acids. The transcript has 8 exons. Gene Ontology annotation, biological process: endosome organization; retrograde transport, endosome to Golgi; receptor recycling. Lineage: Eukaryota; Metazoa; Chordata; Chondrichthyes; Orectolobiformes; Hemiscylliidae. The record is from RefSeq and is a predicted model, not a curated record. Gene Ontology annotation, cellular component: recycling endosome; trans-Golgi network; early endosome.
CGUGCUGUUGGGGCGGACGCUUUCGAUGCAGAGGUGGGAGGUCGGAGGUUAGAGGUUAAAGGAGAUCUGCUUGCCCGUUCGAGAUGGUGCCGAGCGAGGGGUUUAUGUCUGAAGCCAGGGCUCUGGGCGAAUCGAGGCCCGCGCAGUAAUGAAAGCGAGAGCGCGGGCCGGGCUGGGCCACUCGGGGUUUUGUGCGGACGCGGCCUGAAUGUGUGGACGUUCCGGGCGACCUGGUGCAGAAGUGACAGCGAAUCGGAAGAUGUGAAAAUGGAAGGGACCCUGUACAAGUGGACCAAUUACCUGACGGGUUGGCAACCUCGUUGGUUUGUCUUGGAUAAUGGCAUACUUUCCUACUAUGAUUCUCAGGAUGAUGUUAACAAAGGAAGCAAAGGAAGUAUCAAAAUGGCUGUAUGUGAAAUUAAAGUACAUUCAACAGAUAGCACACGAAUGGAAUUAAUUAUUCCUGGAGAGCAGCAUUUCUAUGUGAAAUCAGUCAAUGCUGCUGAAAGGCAGAGAUGGUUGGUGGCAUUAGGAAGUUCAAAAGCAUGUCUCACGGAUACCAGGACUAAAAAGGAAAAAGAAAUCAGUGAAACCAAUGAGUCUCUCAAAACGAAGAUGUCAGAACUUCGGUUGUACUGUGACUUGUUGAUGCAGCAAGUUCAUACAAUACAAGAGUCUGUCAAACAAGACCAGCCAAGUUUGUCCCCUCCUGAGACCAUGAAUGAAGCUUCAUCCUUGCUCAGUGCCACUUGCAAUACCUUCAUUUCAACUCUUGAUGAGUGUAUGAAGAUAGCUAAUGCCAAGUUUAAGCCAGAAAUGUUCCAGUUUUCUCUCGCUGAUCCACUUGUCUCUCCUGUAUCACCAUCACUUGUUCAGAUGGUUCGGAUAAAACGAUCCAUUAGUCAUCCUGGUACUAUUCUUUAUGAUAGUAGGAAACUGAACACAAUUUACCAAAAAGAAGCAGUUAUUGUGACACCACAUGAGGAAGUACCCAAGACAAUAUCGGGAUAUUCAGGUGUUGAAUCAUAUAGCGAUAGCACUCUGGAAUACACACAAAAGACUGCUCAGCUUUCUUGCAAUUCCUUACCUACUGCAAAUGGUGAAUUCCCUCCAGUGGUCAUUCCAGAAGAAAAUAUUGAGAACUCGAGGAAUAAAUUAUCUGAGACAGAGAGUCCUUUUGUUGCACUUUUAAGUUGAAAACACGUGAAUUAAGAUGGAUUGAAAAGGUGGUCACUCCGCUAAUAUUGCUAUGCAGUUAUUGCUGGCAUUUAUAUAUUCCAAUAAGGUGAAGUGGUUCUAAAAUUUCCCAGACUUUUUUCUGCACUUUAUAAUGCAUAAAAUCAGAAGCUUGACAAGCUUACCUAACCUUAUUUCUUUUAUAUAUUUUCAGCAGAUGACAACUUUUUUUUUCUACACUAUAUUGUGUAAUCAAUUGUUGGUCUGAUCCAGAAUGUCUCCAUACAGUGCAUGGCGUCAUUAAAAGUUAGUGUAACUUGGUUGGAAAAAUACUUGGUUGGGCUGAACACAGCAGUGCUUUUCUGACUGUUGUCAGGACAGGUUUGAUGCCAGGAAUUAAAUCCUUGGGGCUGUACAUGUCCAUUCUUUGCACCUGUUUGUCCAGAGGGAGUGUGUCUUCUGGAAGAAUUGCUAUUAAAUGUGGAUUUUUGUUUUGACCUUUUAGUUUAAUUUUGUUGUUUGUACAUUUUGAAUAGAAUCUUUGUUACAUGCAUCAGUGCUGUACACUGUCUUAGGAUGAGGUUUGGAUUGUGCUUCAUCUUUUCUAGUAGCCGCCAAUUAGUACUGGUUAUACCAGAACUUGAAUUCUUGUAGAAAGAGUUUCUGGAACAUAAAGUUAUAACUAAUGUGUUCUGCACUAUUACAAAAUCUUUUGUAAAAGAUACACAAGUAAAUUCUUCCCAAUUCAAAGUGUAUGCAAUUUAGCGGAGUCGAUGAACAUAGUGUAUUUUGUAUUCAAUAAAAGUAGAUAAAUGAAAGACAGUGGAGAUCCAGAGGCAAAAUUUAACUAGCAACAGGGUAGAUGUAAUCUUUAUUUUCAACUGAGGCAAAUGGUAAAACUUCUAUUUGAAAUUGAUGUAACUAUGAUAGCUUAUUUAUGAGAUGGCAGGUAAGUGUUACUAAUUGCUGGUCAAAAGGAGUUGUCAUUCGUAAUUACUUUCCUUGCUACUUUUCCUCCCUUGGCCAGUUAUUUCCUGUCUGUUUGCAAAGGUUUAACUGGUUGUGCAAUUAAAAGCUUUCAAAGUUCUUGCAUUUCUGUCUCUGUCAAGUGGGAAGGACUUAAAUAUUUUUAGAGGUGCAAAAUCUAGCUCUUGCCAAGAUGCUGUCCAGACUAAGUGUGUUUCACUUAGAAGAAAAAAUAGCUUAAGGGUGCUUUGACCAAAUUUCUCCAAGAAUGUUUUUUUCUAAUUUUAGGAUGCCAGUUCAUUUACCAACCAAUUAGCCAAAAAAAGGGAGUUUAAGAAACCUCUUUGUAUAUUACUUUGCUUUAAAUCAGUUUUGUUUAACAGUGUAGUUUAAUCUGGACACCAGUUUCUUCUAUGAAAGGGAGACUGGGAGAGAGAAAUUGCUUAUUUUAGCAAACAGAAGGAAGCAAAUAGUGUAUAUAAUCUUUGUUCUGCCACAUAUUAAACAAUGAUUAAGAUUGAUAGCACUCCAAGCUUUUUUAAACUAACAGAAUCCUCCUUGCUAUAGGUUUAAAUUAUCAAAAUAUUUCAAAGUCUGAUUUAUCUGUUUUAUCUGAUGAUUGACAACCAAUUAGGAUAAUAUAAUCUUAUGAGCAAUAUGUAAGAGAAUUCAACUUCAAGCAUGUUAGCACUAUUUGAAAGUAAUACGUGUAUAUCUUUGACUUGUAACUCAUUGUGCAAAGUAAAGCACUUUAAUCUUCCAAACCCUAUUACAAAGUCCAAAAAUGACCUAAUUUUGGUUUAUUAAGCAACUCCAGCUUUUAAAGGUUCAGAAAGUAUUAAGUAAGUUAAAAUGUUAGCAUUUAUAAGUACCCAUAAAUGAUGGAGUUACUAGAACCAAUUUGUCAGGUAUGAAUGUAAACUGUUAACCAUGCCAUUUUAUUCUGUGUAUGUUUUACAUGAAUAUUAAAUACUGUGAAUAUUA